Molecule: messenger RNA, 1935 nt
Organism: Eucalyptus grandis
Lineage: Eukaryota; Viridiplantae; Streptophyta; Magnoliopsida; Myrtales; Myrtaceae
Product: receptor-like serine/threonine-protein kinase SD1-7
Exons: 3
Coding region: 1-1935 (644 amino acids)
Biological process (GO): protein phosphorylation
Molecular function (GO): ATP binding; ADP binding; protein serine/threonine kinase activity
Source: RefSeq, a predicted model, not a curated record
AUGGCUUUGGCAGCUCUAAACUUUCACUUUACGACUAAGCCAUCAUCAUCCAAAUUCAAGGACUCGUACUGUGGGAGCUCUUGUCAGAAGAUUGUUGAAGAAGUUUCAAGCAAGCUAAACCUCCCGGACUUGGAUGUUGCGAGGCAUCCAGUCGCUCUUGACGAACAAAUACAAGAUGUUAUAAUGUUAUUGCAUGCAGAGGAUGAUGGCGUUCGCAUGGUGGGUAUAUGUGGGAUUGGCGGAAUAGGCAAGACAACUAUUGCGAAAGCUAUAUACAAUAUGUUUGCUGAUCAAUUUGAAGGUAGUAGCUUUCUGGAAAAUGUUAGAGAAAUUUCUAGGCGGUAUGGCCUACGUAAACUGCAGGAAGCUCUACUUCGUGACAUUUUGGGGGACAAAACCAUUAAGGUUGGCUACAUUCAUAUAGGUGUAGAUUUGAUCAGGCAAAAGCUUGGCAAUAAAAGAGUUCUAUUAGUUCUUGAUGAUGUGGAUUGCAUGGACCGAGUAAGGGACUUAAUGGGUGAAAGAAGUUGGCUUGGUCAAGGGAGCAGAAUAAUGUUAACGACAAGAGAUGAAGAAAUAGUAGUCACUCAAAGUGUAGAAAUCUAUAAGGUUGUUGAACUGAAUCAUGAUGAUGCUCUUCAACUUUUCAGCUUGAAUGCCUUUCAGAAACCAUCCCCUACAAAAGGAGACCCCUACGCACUUCUCUCCGAUAGAUUUGUUCACUAUGCCAAAGGUCUCCAUUUGGCUCUUAUUGUAUUGGGAUCUUUCUUGAGCGUUAAGAGCACUGAAGAAUGGAGGCGUACAUUAGAAAGAUUGAGUGCCAUUCCUGGCCACCAUAUUGAUGAGAUUCUGAAAAUUAGUUUUGAUGGAUUGGAAACUCAUGAACGAGAUAUCUUUCUUGACAUCGCUUGUUUCUUUAAUGGGGAAGACAAAAUUAAGGUAUUCAAAAAAAUUUCAAAGGCAGAGCUGGUUCUUGCAACUAAUCAUUUCCGCGAUGCAAUUGGAGAUGGCUGUUCUGGUACAGUGUAUCGUGGGAAACUGGAUGAUGGGCGGGAAGUGGCCAUCAAGUGGAUAAAGGAACGUGAACAUUUAAAAGACAUGUUCAUCGCCGAGACCGAAACUCUCCGUCAUGUCAAUCAUAAGAACAUUAUUCAGUUGUUGGGAUUUCAUGCCAGCGGUAGUGAGUGCGCCCUAGUCUACGAGUACAUGAACAAUAACUCACUGUACUCACACAUUCACGCUAUUGGCAGCUCAACUUUGAUGUCGUGGAAUGCACAGAUCAAGGUGGCACUAGAUGUCGCUUGGGGAAUUGAGUACUUGCAUGAAUUUGCAGGUCCUCGAAUAGUACACAGAGACAUAAAGUCAUCAAACAUCUUGCUAGGUGAAAACUGGACUACCAAAGUUUCAGAUUUUGGAUUAUCUGUACUUCUUCCUAAGGGUUUAGAUGAGUCUGAGGAGUAUCCUGUGGCCGGCACCGUGGAUUAUGCGGAUCCAGUAUAUCUAUGUACUGGAAGACUAACAACUAAGAGCGAUGUGUAUGGCUAUGGCAUUGUGUUGCUUGAGUUGUUAUCUGGAUACAAAGCGGCAGAUGUGGAUAAAGAUGGCUGGAUGCUGGACACCAUAAUUUCACGGAUCCUUCAAGGUAAAAUUGACCUGUCUCUGGACCGAAACAUGCCGACCGAGGCCCUGUUCGAGAGGAUUGAAGUGUUGACACAAAUGGCAAACCUCGCUAUGGAUUGUGUUCGGAAACGAGCAGUUGACCGGCCCUCGAUGAGUUGCGUAGUGGACCGCCUAAGGAGUAUUUUAGCUCAAUUCCCAUCCGAAUUGAGUGAUAACACAGAGACUGUUGGUAGUUUGUUUAUAAAACAAAUGAAGAGGUGUCUUGUCCCAUGUCGAAAAGAUGUGAGUGCGCACGUGAACGAGAUUUGGUACUAA